ACCAGUAUUUAAAACCCACUCAACUAAUUAAACCCGUCGUUAUUACCAAUAAUUUCAAAACACUCUCUCUCUCUCUCUCUCUCUCUCUCUCACACACACACACACAAACACACACACAGAGUGUGUAGUACGCCAUGGAAAAUAUAUUGGGUUUACUGAGAAUUAAGAUCAUCAGAGGAAUAAAUCUUGCCAUAAGAGACGCCAUAAGCAGCGAUCCCUACGUUAUUGUUCGAAUGGCAAAACAGAAAUUAAAGACUCGUGUGGUGAAAAAGAAUCUCAACCCGGAGUGGAAUGAAGAGCUCACGUUAACAAUUUCGGAUCCGAAUAUUCCAAUCAAGUUGCAAGUUUACGACAAGGAUACGUUCACACUAGACGACAAAAUGGGGGACGCGUAUUUCAGCAUAAAGGAGUUUGUAGAAGCUGUGAAGAUGAAGUUGGAGAAUAUUCCAAGCGGAACUAUAGUAACGAAAGUGAGACCAAACCGGGAAAACUGCUUGUCUGAAGAUAGCUUUAUUAAGUGGGAAAAUGGCAAAGUUACACAAUCUAUGUUUCUCAGGCUUAACAAUGUCGAGUGUGGUGAAAUCGAACUCCAAUUGCACUGGAUUGAUAUCCCUCGUUUCCGGCUGAGGCAUCUCUAAUUAAUUACU
Erythranthe guttata (spotted monkey flower) is the source of this 647-nucleotide messenger RNA. RefSeq names its product protein C2-DOMAIN ABA-RELATED 5. NCBI's taxonomy places the organism in Eukaryota, Viridiplantae, Streptophyta, Magnoliopsida, Lamiales, Phrymaceae. The record is from RefSeq and is a predicted model, not a curated record.